GUUUCUGUGUGGAUGGGAGUUGACUCUCUUGGUUGUUGAUGUUAGACAGUCGCACAAGGCGAAGCGGCUGCUGCUGCCCGUGUUGAUUCAGCCUCCUCCUCCUCUUCUUCCACCACCACCACCACCUCCUCCUCUUCCUCUUCCUCCUCCUCCUGGUCUUCAGCACUGGACAGCUCCUCCUCGGACUCCUCUGACGCCGCGUGGUCCCCGAAAGUCUUUUAAUGGAAGUAAAAUCUGUUUGUGUUCCACGAAAUAUUGGGAGUUUACAACUUCGCCCACUGGAGGAAUCCACGGAUACCUCUCUUGGAGGAGAUUUGUGGCAGCCGGCAGCAGCGCAUCCUCCUCGGCGGAGCAGAGCACACAUUCACUGUUAAGGCCGUGCGCGCGCACGGGCUUCAUCUCCAGACAUUUUGGUCCAAAGGUUAGGGUCUAAAAACCAACCGCGAAGCUGCUGUCUACGUGGACCGGUGCUGAAGCCUCCCGUCCGACUGUCAGGACCUCUGCCAAACCCAGAGACAUGGCGACGAACGGCACCAAAGCGGACGGACAAGUCACAGAACUGAACGAGGUGGCCACUAACAAUGACAAACCCAAGUCACUGGACGUGAAAGGCGAAAAGAAGCAGAACAAGGAGGUCCCUGACAGGGAAACAUGGGGAGGAAGAUUUGAUUUCCUCCUGUCGUGUGUUGGUUAUGCAAUUGGACUGGGGAACGUUUGGAGAUUUCCAUAUCUGUGUGGAAAAAAUGGUGGAGGAGCCUUCUUGAUUCCUUAUUUUUUGACCCUCAUAUUUGCUGGGGUCCCCUUGUUUCUACUGGAAUGCUCUCUUGGUCAGUACACCUCCAUUGGAGGGCUUGGUGUGUGGAAGCUGGCUCCUAUGUUUAAAGGUGUGGGCCUUGCAGCAGCUGUCCUGUCCUUCUGGCUCAACAUUUACUACAUUGUGAUCAUUUCCUGGGCCAUUUACUACCUGUACAACUCAUUCACCAGUGACCUUCCAUGGAGCUCAUGUGACAAUCCAUGGAACACAGACAAAUGUUACACAAACUACUCCAUUGCAGACACCACCAACCUCACCAGUUCAGUGCUGGAGUUUUGGGAGCGCAACAUGCAUGAAAUGACCGAUGGCUUGGGAAAACCAGGCCAGCUUCGAGUGCCACUGGCAAUAACACUGGCCAUCGCCUGGGUCCUCGUGUACUUCUGUAUCUGGAAAGGCGUUAGCUGGACAGGGAAGGUCGUUUACUUCUCAUCCACAUAUCCUUACUUCAUGCUGUUCAUCCUCUUCAUCCGCGGGGUGACUCUGCCCGGAGCUGGGGAUGGGAUUCUGUUCUACAUUACCCCCAACUUUGAGAAACUCAAAGAGUCUGAGGUGUGGCUGGACGCAGCUACGCAGAUCUUUUUCUCCUACGGAUUGGGACUGGGCUCCCUUAUAGCUCUGGGCAGUUAUAACCCAUUCAAUAAUAAUGUGUACAGAGACUCCAUCAUAGUGUGCUGCAUCAACUCAUGUACCAGCAUGUUUGCUGGCUUUGUCAUCUUCUCUAUUGUUGGCUUCAUGGCACAUGUGACAAAGAAAGACAUUGCCGAUGUAGCAGCUUCAGGUCCUGGAUUAGCUUUCCUUGCCUACCCGGAGGCAGUAACCCAGUUGCCUAUGUCUCCUCUCUGGGCUGUUCUGUUCUUCUCCAUGCUGCUCAUGCUGGGGAUCGACAGCCAGUUCUGCACGGUUGAAGGCUUCAUCACUGCUCUGGUGGACGAGUUUCCCAGAGCUCUUAGAGGUAGACGAGAGAUCUUCAUUGCAGUUGUCUGUCUGGUCUCGUAUGUGAUCGGACUCUCAAACAUCACACAGGGUGGAAUCUACGUGUUCAAACUGUUCGACUACUACUCCGCCAGUGGGAUGUGUCUGCUGUUCUUGGUCUUCUUUGAGUGCAUCUCCAUAUCCUGGUUCUACGGUGUGAACAAGUUCUACGACAACAUCGAGGAGAUGAUCGGCUACAGGCCGUGUAUAUGGUGGAAGAUGUGCUGGGUCGUGUUCACCCCUCUCAUCGUCGGCGGGGUGUUCCUGUUCAGCGCCAUACAAAUGGUUCCUCUCAAAAUGGGAGACUAUGUGUUCCCACGCUGGGGUCAGGGAGUGGGCUGGCUCAUGGCAAUGUCCUCCAUGGUUCUCAUUCCGGGAUACAUGAUCUACAUGUAUCUUGGACUCAAGGGCACCUACAAAGAGCGACUGCGGAUAAUGCUUCGGCCUCCUGCUGUCAUCAGGCGAUGUCAGGAGAACGGACCUGAGCAGGUGGAGACCAACACCACCAACUUGUCCAGCCCUGCUAACCCAGCUCCCGCCAACGCCGCCAGCCCCACCAAUCCAGCUCCGGUCAACUCAACCAGCCCCGUGAACACUAUUAACCCUCCUCCUCCUCCUGCUGCGCCAGCUAACCCGGCCACUACCGCUAACCCGGCGAACCCAGCGACUAGUCCCACGACCACCACCUCCACGAUGGCCAGUCCAGUUAACCCCAUCACCACCACCACAACCACCACCACCUCAACUGUGAGUCCAACCAGCCCACCUCCCAACCCAGCGAGCCCAUCGGAGCCUGUUAACCCCCCUAACCCAACAAGCCCGACCUCUACCCUGACCAAUGCCGAGGCCAACGUGUAGACAACAAAGAAACCCUCAUGGAGCAUGCAGACAAAAGAGAACAUUACAAAGGACUUCCAAGAUUUUAAUUGAUCCACCUACCUCCUGGGGCAAUAUGUAAUCAAAACAGAUUUUCAAAACCAUGUUUCAUUUUUUUUCUGCAUUUGUAAAAAAAAAGAAAAAACCAAGCCAGUGUUGGUUUGCAUUGUGGAAAAACAAUGUCAAAGACUGUUAGUCACGAAAACAACCAUAAAUCCGAGUAAAAAAAAAAAGAAAAAGAAAAAGAAGAAAUGUAAACACUGUGUAAUACUGUGAGAAAAGAAGAAAACAUAGAGAUCUAGGUUAGAAAUUUGUUGAAUAUCUUCAUGAAUCAAGUAAAAAUGCCGUGUGAAUAUAGUAGAUGAAGUAGUGAACAAACUUGACAUCGUUGAAGAAUUGCAAAAAGGGAUGGCGUCAAUUUUUAUUGUGGAUGUUUACUAAUCCUCACACAGUUGUCUAUUUUCCAAAUGUUGCACUCUGUGAGGUGAACCACGGGCCGCCAGGUGAACGGGGAGCUCUGAGAAAGCACAAUGCCAAUAGGAAGUUCACCACUGUAGGAGCUUCUGGAGAAAAAUAAGAUAUUGUGUGUGUGAGAGAGACUGUUACUUUUUGUUCCUUCUUUUUUCAGACAAGAGAAAACUUUUAUGUGAUCAAAACAUUUUUAGAAUUAUUUUUAGGGAUGUUUUAUACUAUAUGUGUCGUGAUGGAGGACCAAAAUCAAAAAGGCAGACAAAAGCAAAAACUAUGCCAUUUAUUGUUCGGUUGGCAAAGCACAGGGUACGAAGAAGUCCAAAAAAAAAAAGAAGAAGAAGAAGAAAAAGAAAAAG
Messenger RNA from Solea solea (common sole), 3489 nucleotides. RefSeq names its product solute carrier family 6 member 1a (gene slc6a1a). Gene Ontology annotation, biological process: sodium ion transmembrane transport; neurotransmitter transport. The record is from RefSeq and is a predicted model, not a curated record. The transcript has 15 exons. Gene Ontology annotation, molecular function: gamma-aminobutyric acid:sodium:chloride symporter activity. Gene Ontology annotation, cellular component: plasma membrane; axon; cell surface. NCBI's taxonomy places the organism in Eukaryota, Metazoa, Chordata, Actinopteri, Pleuronectiformes, Soleidae. Bases 518 to 2644 code for a protein of 708 amino acids.